AUGGAGCCCAGCCCUUCGGAACCCAUCUUCGCCCGCGUCGCCGACCUGCGCGUCUGCACAGCGCCAAACUGCCCCUUCACACCCUCCCCGCACCUCUCCGUGCACCUUCACGACGUGCCGCUCGCGCGGGGCAAUGCGACCGCGCUCUCCUACGUCUGGGGCGAAUUCAACCGGGGUCCCAUCACCGUCGGCCACGCGGCCACCUCCGCCACCCGCACCUUCAGCCUCGAGAUCGGUAGCGAAUGGGUCGUCAGCGACCUGCUGAACCGGCUGGUCGAGCUGUGCGCCGAGCGGCCCGUCUGGAUGGACCAGUUCUGCAUCCCGCAGAAGGAAGACGAGAUCGUGCGCACGCUGGCCAGCAUCCCGACGAUCUACCGCACGUUUGACGUCGUCGUGCUGAUGCCCGGCGCGCCGUGCGGGUGUUUGCGCGAGCACAUGCGCGACCUCGCGGGGGUCGAUUUGGCGAAUUUCGAGCCGGAUAUGAUGCGAGUCUUAAUGCCGAGUCGGCAGAGGAUGCUGUCGUGUUUCAAUUCGAUUGCGCCGUCGUCGUGGAUGGGGCGGAUGUGGCCGCGGCAGGAGUUGAUGUAUGCGGAGCAGGUGCGCUGCGUGUGGGUGGGGCGAGAGGAAUCGGCAUGCGUGAGGGCGAAAGAUGAAAACAGGGAUAUGAGCAAGCUGGCGCCGUUUUUGUAUUGGUUUUACACCACGCUGGUUGAAGGAGGGUGUCCUGAGCGGAUUGCGCUGCGGCGGAUGGAGCUGCUCGUCCUCCAGGUCGAACUCGAGAACACGGCGGAGCUGAAGAAAUAUGUCGAGGGAUUCACGCCUCCUUCGAUGAAGAAUAUUGACUCCUACUUUCGGUUCCUCUCGGGAGAGACGCUACGGAAAGGCGGCGUGUUACCGAGCAACAACGAUGGUUCCCCCGAAGGUCAGGGUGUGGGACGCUUCUUUUACGACAUGGGGCAACUUUCCGCUGGACGCCUGGGCCCGUAUCGACGGGCGACGCGAUCGCGAGAUUACGUCAUAUCCGUCUGGACUUCUUGUCCCGGAUAUGUCAUUCCCUCGGGCUACAAGACGAUGACGACAGCAGAUCUGUUCCAAGACGCAAUUGACCAGCUAUGUGUGAAUCACGGCGUCAUGCUGGCAACCAGUGCACCCCAAGGCCUCUUCGAAGACACAAGGACCGGGUCCGCACUAUGGAAGCCAGCAUACUACCUUUCGUCAAUGACAGUUCAUAACGCAUCUAUGGUUUACAGCGCCAUCGGGCACAAAGGCAUCCACUCCAACAUUGGCCCAUCUCAGGAGAUCUAUCUGAAGAACCUGAAUGUAGAAAAUUUGCCGCUCUCCGCGGGCGCAAAGGACUGGCAGGCCCUCAUUAAAGACAUUCCUGAAAAUCCGUCUGGGAAGGCUCUGGUGGACCUGUUCCACUCCAUCAUCAAACACUGGGGCGACGAGAAAACAGCCGGCGCGUUCCGCAUGAUCGAUGAACAGUACUACAACCAUGCAUUCAUCUACAUUCAGCAGGUUAAAGACGGACAAGGCAUCCCGAAAAUAUCAGCUGCUCAGUCUCGACGGCUAGCGUUGCUGCACAUGCUCUUCGAGAAGAACAACCACAUGAAGAAGUUCGACUGGGGGCCCGUCGGCUUCGACAGAACUUCUGUCGGUCCCGACGAGCUAUACCAUUUCAUGCACCAGAUUCUCAGCUCGGCUCUCGGUCUCGACAUGGGCGUCUGUUGGAACGAAGGUAUCAAGCUCAUGUUCUCUGCGACGGAUGGCGGUGGGGAUCGGCCACCACGCAUCGGCUUCUUCAGGAAGGAUGUGGAUCUUGACGCGAUCUCUAAGAGGGCGGCAGAGGGAAGGGGACAGGAAGUGUUGACCGUUAGAGUAGGAGAUGAGACCUUCCAUGAAUCGCUACUUUUCGAAGCUCAACGGGUGCCAAAAGAGGGAUCAUUGCCGGCAUACCAAGUAUUCGGCAUCUGGGCACCGACGAACUUGACUGCAAAAGAAGAUUAUGGAGCAUUGGAUUUUGGUUCGGGGACUGACAAGGGAACCGAGUUUGAGGCGAUUCUCUGUUAG
Molecule: messenger RNA, 2070 nt
Organism: Lasiodiplodia theobromae
Lineage: Eukaryota; Fungi; Ascomycota; Dothideomycetes; Botryosphaeriales; Botryosphaeriaceae
Product: Het-domain-containing protein
Exons: 1
Coding region: 1-2070 (689 amino acids)
Source: RefSeq, a predicted model, not a curated record